AUGCUAUUAAAAUGUACUGCAGACGGGAGACGUAUCAAAGUGAACGGAGCUCCGGUCAAUCCAGGGAAUGUGGCGAGAGGCAUGAAAAUGACCAUGUCCACGACCGCGACAAUGAGCGCCCGCGUCCACAGGAAGGUAAUACGGGCGCCCCAUAAGCGCCCGCACACGGGCAAGUACCUGCACGCGGGCAAGAUGGCGCACCCGGGCAAGGGACACCUUUCGGGCAAGUUCGCGCAGCAUUCGGGAAAAUUUGCGCACUUGGGCAAAUUCGGUAAACUCGCCCACUACGCGCACACACACUUGCUCAGGCCGCCGGAGCCCUGCGAGAAUAGCAACGACAGCGGCCUCGGCCCAGACCCGGUUCACAGACUAUCUGACGCGCCCGAGGACUGGGAACAGCCUGAUGCGAAGCGCCGACGGGAUAACGACGCCGAUGUUAAAAUUGAAUGUGACGACGCGAAUGACGCGUACGCUUUCGCACCGCCGGCGGGGCCCGCUAGCGCGCCCGCUCCGCUCGACGCUGCGUCCGCCGCUCUGCCCCUGCCCGCAAUACGAGCAGGGUGCAGCAUAUCUAGUCCAACCAUAUCAGAUUCACCGAGCAGGUUUCAAGAGCCGUCCUACAGAUCUUGCGGUAAACUGGGCACGACCGGCAAGUUAGCCAGCAAGUACGCAACGGGGGGCAAAUUGUCGGGGAAGUUAGGGGGUAAAUACGGGGGCAAAUUGGCGCAAGCCCUGGCGAGGAGAAGAGCGCUAGCCUCGAUGACGCACACCGGGCCCCCUGGUUUAGCGGCGCCGUUGACCAGCAAAUCCAAAGAUGGCACAGUGGAGCUACAGAUACUGUGCCAACCAGAGUCACAGCAUAGGGCGAGAUAUCAGACAGAGGGUAGUCGAGGAGCAGUGAAGGAUAAUUCGGGGAAUGGUUUUCCAAUAGUGAAACUAGUCGGUUAUGAUAAGCCAGCCGUUUUACAGGUAUUCAUUGGCACAGACACAGGUCGAGUGGCCCCGCACAUGUUCUACCAGGCGUGUAGAGUCUCCGGCAAGAAUUCCACGCCCUGCAAGGAGCGGAAGGAGGACGGGACCGUUGUCAUCGAAAUAGACCUGGAACCGGCGAAGAACUGGCAGGUCACCUGCGAUUGUGUCGGCAUUUUAAAGGAACGCAAUGUGGACGUGGAGCAUCGGUUCGGUGAAACGCUGGGGACGAGCGGUGCGGCCGGGGCGCACGCAGCCCGCGGCAAGAAGAAGUCUACGAGGUGUCGGAUGGUUUUCAGAACAGAGAUCGUAGACGCAGCAGGACGAACGGAAACCUUACAAGUCUGCUCCACUCAAAUUAUAUGCACACAACCGCCCGGUGUUCCAGAAGUAUGUCGAAAGUCACUCGUCUCAUGUCCGGCUACGGGCGGCUUAGAACUAUACCUCCUAGGCAAGAAUUUCCUUAAAGAGACCCGGGUGGUGUUCCGGGGUCACCACGAGGGAAGGACGUGGGAGGAAGAGGUUGUGCCAGACAAGGAGUUCUUGCAGCAAACGCACUUGGUGUGCUGCGUCCCCCCGUUCAUUCGGCCCGACAUAUCGGAGUCGGUGAACGUGCAAGUGUUCGUCCGAUCCGGAGGGAAGACGUCGGAGCCUCACACCUUCCUCUACACGCCACCUUCCCUCGAAACAGGGCCCGCGCACUGCACGAGGCAUCACGCCCAUGCGCACCAAACGGGUGAAGAGCGGGAAGCGAGGCCCGUGGCUUGGUGGGGCGGGGGCGCGGGAGCGGGGCUCGGGGGGCUAAUGCCGCCCCCCGCGGCCCCCACCCGUCGCGCCUCUCUUAUCGUACCCGAUCCCCAUUCGCCGCUAGGACUCAAAAGCGAGGUGGACGAGACCAGCCAGCAGUCGGAGGGCGACGAGCGCGAGGACCUGCCGUCGGACAGCCUGGCCGUCAUGGACCUCCGUCUCAAGUCCGAGAACCCCCCGCAGCAGCAGGUGGGCUUCGUCAGCGGCUUCGACUCCAUAAAACUGUCUCCCUCGACGAGCUCACAAAGCGAGCCCCAAUCUCCGAUCGCGUCUUUUUCCCAACAACUGGCGGCCAUUCAGAACCAAGUGCAGACAGACAAGAUGGUGGAGUCUGUCACUGCGGCGAUAUUUAACUCGGACGGUGGUGGCCAGAUAUAUGUCGACCCUCCGAUCAUGCCUAUGAGCCAAAUGGAACAGAUGCAACAACUCUUGUCGAGCAAAACGCAGAUGGAUCCCCUAGAGACGGACAUGAAGGUCCUCAAUUCAGAAAUGAUGAUGACCGAUACGACUAUGCAGACGACCGUCCUCCAGUCUACCACGGAGCAGAGACUCAUGGUCUACAACCAGGUUCAACAGAAUCGUGAGGAGGCUUACAACCCAUUCGGGGGCAUGACGAAGAUGGAGGCUUCCCAGAUCGAGCAGAGACUGGCGCAACAGAGUGCUCAGAUGGAGGCGCUGGUCGAGGACGCCAUGAAGGCUACCGCCGCCAUUCUGCCCUCUGAUGCGGCUAAGCUCGACGAGUUUGUCAACUCUCGCGUCGACGACCAUCUCUCCGGCUCGGCCACCUCCCCCUCCACCGCGUCCCACGCCUCGGACAUCCUGCUGAGUCCGAACGCCGCCGUCGUACAAAGGACCGGCGAACUCCUUCCGAUGCCGCCCUCUACUAUCCCCGCAGACGUAAUUCUUAACCCCCAAGUGACCCCCGGCCUCCUGUGCGAAAGCAACCAAAGAAUAGUGAUGCCCCCGGGCCCGACGCAGGAGGACCUGAUGAUGAUACCCGACAUUCCGACCUCCGUCAAGACGCCUCCGGCGGCGGUUAAGUCGAUGAUCUUGAACGCGGCGGCGGAGAUCCUGACGUCGGACUCGGCGAUGAACGCGCUAGUUAAGUCCGCCAUCAGCACGGCCAACAUCUUCAGCAACGAGAACGCGGGCGCGAGCGCAGUGAUGCAAGCGAGCGAUGCGCAGCCCUCGGUCGAGCCCACGCAGGAGACCCCGCUGGACGCCAUGUCGCAGGCCGUCAGCCAAGCGGUCACUCAGGCGGUGAGCCAAGCCGUCAGCCACGCAGUGAGUCAAGCCGUCAGCCAAGAGAUGACCGCUCCCGUCCAGGGCUUGACGGAUAUGAGCGAUCAAGAUCUGCUUUCCUACAUUAACCCUUCCACUUUCGACCAGGUGUGA
Messenger RNA from Leptosia nina, 3171 nucleotides. NCBI's taxonomy places the organism in Eukaryota, Metazoa, Arthropoda, Insecta, Lepidoptera, Pieridae. The record is from the annotation of a GenBank genome assembly.